Penicillium atrosanguineum is the source of this 288-nucleotide messenger RNA. Its product is annotated as COX assembly mitochondrial protein. The transcript is spliced from 2 exons. Lineage: Eukaryota; Fungi; Ascomycota; Eurotiomycetes; Eurotiales; Aspergillaceae. Gene Ontology annotation, cellular component: mitochondrion. The coding region runs from base 1 to 288 and encodes 95 amino acids. The record is from RefSeq and is a predicted model, not a curated record.
AUGCAUUCUCAUCUUCAUACCCCCUACAACGUCAACUGCGAGGAGAUUAUGACCGCCCUCGACGAAUGCCACGCCAAGGGAUUCCUUUGGAAAGCUGUUGGCAACUGCAAUGACAUCAAGCGCGAGGUCAACAAGUGUCUUUCCGCUGAGCGUUACGACCGGGCGAAGCGGAACCGAGAAGAAGCACGCUCCAACCGGCGGCGCAUCGAAGACAUCUGGGCAAAAGAGCGAGCUAUAGAUCAGCCCUCGACUGCUGCCCCUGAGAAUGCUGGUGCUUCCAAGCAAUAG